Striga asiatica is the source of this 555-nucleotide messenger RNA. The record is from the annotation of a GenBank genome assembly. Lineage: Eukaryota; Viridiplantae; Streptophyta; Magnoliopsida; Lamiales; Orobanchaceae.
AUGGAUGAGGCAAUUUUCUUUAGGAUUCUCAACUUGAAGAAUGGUUUGGGCCCUCUGCCGGCGUUUUCUCGGCAAAUUCAACCUGAUUCGGGUCGGUGGUGGAGGACUGGCGUCCCGACGGGCCCUCUUCGGUUGUGGCGCCUCUCCGUGUUCGCGGUGGCCAUGGCUGGGGGAGGGGAUUUUUCGGCUAGUCGCGGGUUCUCCUACGCCGUCGGUUCCGAGCUCUGUCUUGGCAGCGGUUUGGGGCCGGCCGGAGUCUCACUGCAAGCGCACGCUUGGGUCCAGCCGAUUUCUAGUGUUGGGAUCGGUGGGCUCCAUCGAUUGGGGCUGCCCUGGUCUCGGAUGGGGAGAGGCGGCGGUCAUCGGUGUGUGUGUGGGGUGCCUUGUGGCGAGCAGCCCGAGUUUUUCCAACGACAAUUGUUGUUGGAAGGGUCUGUGGUAUUCGAGCGGCUACUGGUUAGCCGACUUAGGUCUGGAAUUUCUUGUUAUGUGUUCGGUGCUGCUGCCUUAGGACCUGGGGUUGCUGGUUUGCUGGCGGCGAGGGGUUUAUUCUAG